Messenger RNA from Osmia lignaria (orchard mason bee), 5108 nucleotides. It is a transcript of the gene gish, whose product is annotated as casein kinase I gish. Gene Ontology annotation, biological process: protein phosphorylation. The record is from RefSeq and is a predicted model, not a curated record. Gene Ontology annotation, molecular function: protein serine/threonine kinase activity; ATP binding. NCBI's taxonomy places the organism in Eukaryota, Metazoa, Arthropoda, Insecta, Hymenoptera, Megachilidae.
CGAGUCGAGCGCGAGAGACAGAAGCGUGAACUUGUACGUGAUCGUUUGUCCGCGUUCGACGGAUCUUUCAAAUAGCGUGCGUGCAAUCGGCGGACGGUACACGAUUAAAAAGAAGCAUAUUCGUAUAAUCAGUUCGGAAAGGAACGUUUUAGAAAAUCUGGGACGUUGAGACCGUGAAGGACAGCGGUUAAUCCGGGCCUUGUGUACAGGCACACAAUAGCCGAUCGGGCAUACUGGUGACACGACUGCGGAUUUUCCUUAGUCAAGAGAGAACAUACGAAGCUCGUAAAGUGCAUGUGCUUGUGUGCGUGUCACUGGAAAGAGUUCAGAGCCGCUUCGGCGGCGCUCCCAAAACUAACCGCAGAAUCGAGUCUGCGGUGGUGAGUCGUGGUUUUAUCGGAGCACGAUUGAGUACGAUCGCGAUCGCACGCGGCGGGGUCGUUUGUAAUGGAGGAGGUUUCGGAGUGUAUUCCCGUACGACAGAACAGUCUUGGCGAUGCACGCCGUAUCGACUGAGACGCGAUAUUUAUCUUUAACCGUUCCUCCCGGCCGGCCGGGCAAAAGAGGCAGGUCGAAAUUGGUAUGGAAUCGUCCAGGGUCCUCGACACUUAGAGAACACUCGUUCCCGUCUGUGAUAAACCACUAGCCGCAUAGAAGGAGAUAGAAGAAGGGGAUAAAGGAAGAGAAUAAGCUGGUGUGUGUUUCGCGCGUGUUCUCGUCUGCCCUCUUCAUCUUGUAUUAAGUGUAAACAUUUCCUGAAAUCCGCUGCUAGGUUAGGAUAGCAUGGGGAUUGAUCCCCUGAAGGCAUCGACCGACGAACCGUGACACCUGCGACUCGCCGUACGGUGUUCUGUGCGUGCAUUGCUUGUGUGUGCGUGCGUGUCGUGUCGUGCGUGCCUUACGUGUGUAUGCAUCCUCCCAGGAAGCCGUUGGAGUUAUAUUUCCAUCGGCGACCGUCCAAGGGAAGACGACCAAAGAAGAAAAUAUGUCAAGAAUGGGGAUCGAUCCCCGAGAAAACGUACAUCGUCACCGUUAAUCGACCGGACAUACGUCGGGAAUUUUCUUCGUCGUUCAAUCGAGACUUUCUGUCACGUUAAACAGAACUGUCGCGGAUACUCUGCCACGACAGAGGACACUGGCAACAUGCAGAAAAGAGACGGUAGGGAUACACGCGAGAAGGAGCUCGCUCGUAGCUCCGAGCGCGAACAGGAAGCCGCGAAGAGAAUCUCUCGCGGUAGCGGUAAUCCUGCCAGAUCCAACGUGCAUUCCUCCAGGCAUAGUGUCACUUCGUCGUCCAAUGUACUCAUGGUCGGGCCCAACUUCCGUGUCGGCAAGAAAAUUGGCUCUGGUAAUUUUGGAGAACUUCGACUGGGGAAGAACCUCUACAAUAACGAGCAUGUAGCAAUUAAAAUGGAACCAAUGAGGUCGAAGGCGCCGCAGCUACACUUAGAAUAUAGGUUUUACAAAUUAUUAGGUACACACGAAGGUAUACCGGAGGUAUACUACUUCGGUCCAUGCGGGAAGUAUAACGCUUUAGUGAUGGAACUUCUCGGACCGAGCCUGGAGGACCUUUUCGACCUGUGCGGUAGGAGGUUUACCCUGAAGACCGUUCUCAACAUCGCCACACAACUUCUUCAUAGGAUAGAGUACGUUCAUAGUCGACACUUGAUCUACCGUGAUAUCAAGCCGGAAAACUUCCUGAUAGGACGAAGCACAACCAAACGCGAGAAGGUUAUUCACAUCAUUGAUUUUGGACUGGCCAAAGAGUACAUAGACUUGGAGACGAAUAAACACAUACCAUACCGGGAACACAAAAGCCUGACGGGCACGGCGCGUUACAUGAGCAUCAACACGCAUCUUGGAAAAGAGCAGAGCAGAAGGGACGACCUGGAGGCGUUAGGACAUAUGUUCAUGUACUUCCUGCGCGGUAGCCUUCCUUGGCAAGGAUUGAAAGCUGACACGUUGAAGGAACGAUAUCAGAAAAUCGGCGACACGAAGCGGAAUACACCGAUCGAGGUACUCUGCGACGGUCAUCCCGAAGAAAUGGCUACGUACUUGCGAUACGUUCGUAGAUUGGACUUCUUCGAGACGCCCGAUUACGAGUACCUGAGGAACCUCUUCCACGACCUCUACGAGAAACGAGGUUUCGUCAACGACGGCGAGUUCGAUUGGACCGGCAAGACGAUGCCAUCCAACUUCGAACAACUUAGAGCUCUCAGGAUGGCUCCUCCUUCUCAUGUUGGCAAGACUAAAUCCGAUAAGUCUACGCCUGUUGGAUCCUUGCAGACUGGACAAGAAAUUAUCGUAUCACCGAAUCGUGAUCGGCAUCCGUACAAGGAUGUGACAGGUCCAGGGGUGGGAGGCGGGGGUGGUAAAGGGGUGGGAACCACGUGGCCAGAUACUGUGAAGCAAUCAGGAGCUGGUGGUACAUUGACACCUGCUGAUAGGCACGGUUCUGUACAGGUGGUGUCUUCGACGAACGGAGAAUUAGCCAACGAUGAUCCUACCGCAGGACACUCGAAUACACCAAUAACAGCGCCUCAGGAAGUGGACAUGGUGGACGAAACCAAUGUUUGCUUUAUUUGCAGAUGCUGUUGCUUCUUCAAACGGAAGAAGAAGAAAAGUGGAAGACAAAAGUGACUGUCUGUUAUCGUCGAUCUUAGGGGGGCAGUACAGUGUGCGUGUAAUAGUACAUGUGAUGUUGGGAAACGUGUCGCUGCAGUGCGAAUCGGUGGAAUAGAAGAUGAUAAGGUGGACAGAGAAGCUGCAGACGAUCCGGAAAGGGGGCCCGUUACUUUGCUACGUGCCGGAAGUCGGCCCGCUUCUCAGGAUUCGGUGGUGAACACCAUCGUCGCAAUGUCGUCGUGCCGUCGACCUUAUCAAAUGAAACAACAACCAGACAGCCAUCGUUAUUACUGCUACUACUAUUGCUAUUAUUCUCAUUAUUAUUAUUAUUACGAUUAUUAUUAUUAUUAUCAUCAGGAUUAACUUUGCUCUUCUUCUUUUUCCUCUUGAUUAUUAUUAUUAUUAUCAUUACUACUAAGAUUAUCCUCUAUUAUUAUUCUUAUCAUUAUUAUUUUAUUAUUCUUAUUAUUAUUAGGAUCGUACGAUUUAUCAUUGUCAUUACGUGUACGAUAAUCGCUUAAUGGUUAAACAUCGUUGUCAAUGUCGAUGUUACCGAUUGUAAAACACUGUAAACCUGUCACUGCUGAUCGGAUUGUUUAGCGGCCGGGAAAUCGGUUCCACCUACGUGUGUAAGAAUUAGAAGAAGGAAUUGACGUGCCGAUGGUGAAAGAACGUGUUUGUGCCUACGACUCUCUCUCAUCUUGUACCACACACUAUGGCGGUCUUGAAACAACGCCGUUGUUAGUUCGUUGUUACAUGUAUUACGAUGCGUGUAUUAAAUCGUAAAUCAAUCCAAGCUGAGAUCUCAUUUUACAAAAUAAAAGAAAAAUAUAUCAAACUCUCCCGGAUUAACGAACGUACCGUGUUCCCGCUUGUAUCGAAGUUUAAACGUAAACAGAAUUUUUCAAGUCCGAUCGACUGGAAAGGCAUGAAACCGAAAUGAUAAAGACGUUUAAUUUAAGAUCGUUUUAGUAUUCUUGGUUCUUUUUCCUCAACGAUCACGAGUCCAUAAUUUAGACUUUCUUAAAAUGUUCUUUUCCUCCCAAAGAGUGUAUCAAUUGUUCAAACGAAUGGUUCUUUUUUUUUUUUAUAGAAUUUAUAACAGUAUUAUAGCUUUUUUCAUUAGAUAACUGCGAACAUCGCGCUGUAAUCACGCUCACCGUAUUUUAGUUAAUUCCUCGUCUUCUUUUUUUAAACUAAUUUUAUUUUUAACAACGAUUUCUUAUGCCCACACUGCCUAUCGUUGUUCUACGUAAGCACAGAAUUAUAUACGAAACUUGACUGUACGUAAUAUAUCCGAGAGCUAUUUUACUGCGAAGCUACUUUACAUUUUCGUUGAUCAUGUAUCAUUUAACGAGCUUCAUCGAAGCGGCUGUACGAGUCUUUUAAGAAGAGAAUCGAUAUUUCGGUUUCAUGCCUUCCGUGCAAUUACCUUGUAAUAAAAAAAAAACGAGUUACACGUCGCAGAAAUAAUUGAAAUCACAUUUUAUAUAACAUAUCGAAACGAGGAAGCAAAAAAAGAAGAAUUAAUGUCCGUAGAUCGUAUUAUCUACUCGUGAAAAAUUGAAUAGAACUUAGAUCAACAAUUGUAUACUGUAAUUGAUACAGUUGAUCCGUGUUCUACCAGAAAACGCGAUGAUUCAAAAUCAUUUCUUGAAUCAACCGUCUAUUGCAGAGGAAUUUCUUUUUUUAUCCUUGGAACACGCGUGUUAACACAUUUAGAUGAAAUUAUAUUAGAAAUGUAACGAAAUGAGAACCAAAGUAUGCCUGUAAUUGAAUAUAUUUACGUCAAUAUAGGUUUUUGAUUUUAAAAUUCAAUCAUUUUACCAUCCGCGUUAUAAACAACAGAAUUUCCUUCGAAUGUUAAUUACUGAUUGCUAAAACAGAGAAAGAUGAACUUUGCGAAGUGUUACACAAAAAUUCCUAUGGGUGAUUCUCAAAAAAGCACUCUAGCAAUGAAGAGAUACUUAACGCGAAAUUGAAGAAGAAGAAGAAGAAGAAGAAAAAGGAGAAGAAGAAAAGGAUCUUUGUCAGCCCUGCCGAUUAAACGAACAAGAAAAAAAAUUAUCAAUCCUACGAAGUUUUGUUACAAAUUUCCAACGAUCUCUGUCAAAACUAUAACUGUUAGAAAUCUUUCGAUAAAUGUUUUUUUUUUUUUUCUUAAUACUCGAACGAAAUCUGUCGCAUAUUCAAGGACUCGCAAUUGUUCGUUUAUUUGCAGACUGAUAAAUAACAAACUGAUCGAAACACGUGUUAAUAUGAAAUUCAUUACAUCUCGAAGUUAGAAUAAUCCCUGAUGGUACAUACGUGUUUAGAACAUAAAACGAUAUAGAAUUUAUUAUGAUAACUAUAACGCGUUGUCACAAAACGUCCUUUUAUUCUUUGCUAAUCGUUUAUUAUCGAGAACAUGGAUAUACAGAGAGAUAGCUUUUCUAAUAAAAAAAAAAGAAUGACAAAAAAAAAAAAAUAAAUCAUGUUCAUAU